UAAAACUCGACAAUAAACAAAGCUAACACCAGAUUACAAUUCGGCUCAUGACAUUGGACACAUAAAGAUUAAAGUGACAGACCGGCCCAACAUCUCAUCACCUUGCGGCACAAAUCCGGUGAUAACCCGUCGAGGUUCAGAAUACCUCCUUAGCCAAGAACCGGGAAGAACCGUGUGACAAACCGUGACCGGAUUAAAGUUAAGGUUUACAAUGGCGUGAGGUGUCACCGCCGGAAUGAGAUAGGAAUCGUUGCCGACGGUGGGAUGUGAACCUUCACCGCGUACCCACUGUAGAGCUCACCUUCUGGUAUACCCCUCCGGUGAAGCAAGACCCUACAAUGCGUCUUCCUCGAGAACCGGGGACCAGAACCAUCUUCACAAACCGUCGCACCACACCUAUGUUUCACCCACCGUCACACCAGGCCGUAGAUCUAAGAUGGAUGAGAUCUCCCACUGAGCCAUGUGCCAUCGCCGUGAGAGGAGCGCCGAAGUAAAAAAUGGAAAAUUGACUCGUCGGCUCCUCUCAGCUCUAAAAGCCAACCUGCUCUGCUUCCACCUUCCUUCGACUCACAGCUCCUCCAAGAAUGCCAUGAGAUGACUCUUAUGACCACACAAGUCUUCGGAGUCACCCCGACAAACAAGAGCAACACGUAUCUCGUCUUAGAGUUGGGUUGGAGUGGAGAAGGCAAAAGAAAAAAGAGGAAUAAGGGUAAGAGAGGAUCCUCCGGCGCCGGACGGCUUCGGAAGCCCGACCGAAGAUGGAUGAUUCAGACUCUUUGUAUUCUACAGAUGGAACAUAGGUUCUAUAGAGAGAUGAGUUCAGUUAUCUUUAUAUCGUUAAAUUUGGAUUGUGGAUGUUUAUUUAUAAAUAUAUAUCUAUUUUUCCAAUGAAAUUCAGUAACUACAAAUUGUGAAGAAAAGUAUUUUAUAACUCUCGGCCACUCACGAUUAAUGGAACUCCCACAAGCGUUCAUUUGACAUGUGGCCUCAGGCGAUAGUCAGGUGUAUUAUUUUUUUAAAGACUCGAAUUUUUUUUAUUAACCAUGUAAUCACCACAUGAGUGUUUUCAUGUUCUUUAACCUCACUCACACGACGAAUCACUUUUCGAGAUGUCAUACAUUUUUCUAUUACUCCAAAUUAGACAUGCAUAACUUUGUGCUUUUUCAGGACGUGUGACCGAUCAUUCAAUAUAAAUUUUUUUAACCAUAAUUUCAUUAGUCUUCUUUUUUUUUUUUGGAACAUUUCAUUAGUCUUCACAUAAUCUAUUUGAUAUACAUGAUUUGCUUAAUAUAUACUCCUUUUAUUUUGCAAAGAGUGUUACUUUCAAACUUUUCACACAUAUUAAAAAUGAUUGAAAUGUAUUUAUCUUUUGAUUAAUUACAUAUAUUCAACCAAUAGUAUUUGAGAUAAAAAAAAUUAAUAAUAAAAUUAAUAUUUUUGUAAUUAAUAUUAAACUCAAAUUGCAUUAGAAUUCUAAAAAUCAAUAUUUAUAUAAUAAGAUAAAAUGUUAAAAUGAGACUAUUAAAAAAACAGAGGAGUAUUGUCUAAUCUGCUUUCACCAUUUAGAACCUUGAUAUUAACAUUAGUUACUAGUGUGAAUAUUCAUAUAUUCUCUAUAAUACUCUCCUCUCAUUGCUCAUUGCACAUAAUACACUGAAAAUAAUGGCUCGAACUCAAAAAAUAUUUUUGAAAUACUAAUCAAUGCAAGCUUUCAAAUGUUAAUUAAAACAAAAAAUUUAUUAGAAGUCGUUAACUAAACUAGAAAUUAUCAUAAUCAUUAUGUUAGAGGUCUUUGGUUCAAAUGAGCGUUUAGAUGAAACUAAUACUUCAUAAGGUAGUUCCGUGGCCACAUCUAGUACUUUAAAAAAAAACUACAUGCACGAAGAUUAAAAAAGAUAAUUCAUCAACUCUUCAUAAAGAUAUCUAUGGUUUACAUAACCAUAUCCCUUAUACACAUCAUAUACCUCCUCAUACAUGAAUGAAUACAUGAUAAUCCUCUCCAACGAAGACCCACAUAUAUAAAAGUAAUAAAACAAUUUUGUUUGUUUUGUUACCUGUCUUUUCAAACUCUAUUUUGAUUUUUUUUUGUUUCACUUAUCAAAUAAUGUAAGGUCCUAUCUUAGCUAGCAAUUCGACAAAAUAAAAAAACUCAAUCAGACAGAUAGUAAGCUGAGAAAAGAAGAAAUUCAGAAGCAAAACAAAUGGUAGGUUCUUGAGGGGAAGAGAAGUCCAAAAUCACUUUCUUCCAAAAAUCACUCACGUCACGUGUGUGGCCCAACCCAUACAAAAGAAAUAACAAUUAUUUUAUUUUAUAAUUGUAUAUAUCUAAGUUUAGAGAAAAAAGAAAACAAUAUAUCCUCUCCGAUAUUUCCUGUACUUCCAUUUUUAUCUCGAAUUCGUUACUUUUCUAUAUCUUUUUUUCUUUCACUUCGUCGGAAAAUUCCAGCCAAUCUCGAAAAUCAACACACGAACAGCUGUUUCCGUAAUUCCGUAUCCUAUUUUUACUUUUCAUCCACCCAUUAUUUUAUUUUUUUAAUUCAUCGUCAUGAUCUCAUUGCAAAACAUAACCAGAAUUAAUGAAGCAAUUCUCACUAGAUUCUAUUUUCUCUGAGACGGUUAUCUCGUUUGCAAUCUGAAGAUCACUUUUCUCUCUUUGUGUUUCGUUAUGAUACUGCAAUCGCCGUUAUUGGCAUCGGAACAAAGAACCUCUCUGCCGACGAUGAGCAAACACGCGGAGAGGAGAAAAGUAGGAGAGGUAGCGGGGGGAGCGGCGGCGGAGUGUGCGGCGGUGUGGUGCUGCUGCCCUUGCGCGGUGGUGAACCUCGUCGUUCUCGCCGUGUACAGGGUUCCCGCGGCGGUUUGCAAGAAAGCGUGGAGACGAAGCAAACGGCGGCGUUUUAUGACGACAAAACGGCACGGUUUGCUUGCGGAAGGGAGUCAGAGCACCGUGCACGCUAGAUUGAAGGAGGAAGAUCCAACGGCUGAGAUUAUUGUUUUCGAAGAAAGUGCAGUGAAUGUGAAUGUGAAUGUGAAUGGGGAGUUAAACGACGUUACGGUGCUUGAGGGUGAAAUGUUGGAACGGUUUUACGGGACGGGGUUUUGGAGAAGCUUGUCAAAGCGGAACACGUGAUAACCAAUUCUUUGCAAAAAAUAAUACAGUAGCAAUUAAUUAUCUAAUUUGAUAAUAUAUAUGUGUAGCAAAUGUGGCUUUAGUUAUCAUGUGGGUGUGUGUGAAUGAAUAGAAGUAAGUAAGAGUUAUUAACACUUCUGGGCAGUUUUAUGUUUUUAUUUACAUUGGAAGGCAGUUAAUGUUACUAGGGUAGUUUUUCAUGUGAAAAGUCAUUAUUUAUCCUUGAAAAAGAUUACUCCCCCUUAACUAUUGAAUUUGGCGCUGGUUUGUAGAUUGGUUUGGUUACUGAUUUUGAAAUUCGAAAUUAAAAUAGGGCCCACAUCUUUUUACCCUAGUUUUAUUGUGUAGUUUAUUUCUAUUGGUUGUUAUUUCACGGGAAUAAAUUUUUACCAAGGAGAGAGAGAAAUUGAAAACGCAGUGUUGCCGGAGAAGAUGGAUACCGACGACGGCGGAGGCGGAUCCGAUAAAUGCCGUAGAAGUGUGAAGAAGACGAAGGCCACCGUAGACAAUGACGGCGGGAGCAAAUUACGUCGGAGAAGCUCAAGGAAGACGACGAACUUGACGGCGACGGAAGCCAACAAACGGCCGAUUGCUGCCCAGAAACAAGCCACAGAGGGUAAGCAAGUAAAAGUGUGGUGUUUUCUUUUUUGGAUCGGUGGAUUCAAGUAAAAGUGUGGUGUUUUCUUUUUCAAUGAAACUGUUAAUUUGCUUUUGUAUAACCUUCUCAAUCGCAUGUAUGGAUUCAAGAGAAUGUUUUGUUAUUUUUUAGGAAUUGAAGGACAUGUAACUUAGUACUAAAGCUGUACACAUACGGUUUCCUAAUAAACAUGACGAUUUACAAUCAAUCAGGAGUGAAUUUAGUCAGUGUGCAUGUGUACGAGUAGUUGAGUAGUCUGCAAGAGUGAAUUUAGUCGGUGUACAUGUGCAUGUGAGCCGGGGCCAGCGAUAUGUGAGACAAUAGGUGUUGUCGAAUUCAGUUGGUGUACAUGUGUACGUACAGAUGGUGUGGCUUUGUGUGCUUAAUAAAACAGCUUAAAUCCCCCGAACGUGUACGUGUGUAUGAGGCAUGAAAGGCUGUACAUGCCGCAGAAGUAGCUUCGUUGCGUUUGGUUGAUAUUUAUAGUUGCACACGCACAUAGCAGUACGUGAUAGUGGUGUACACGAUUUAUAGUGGUACACGCAAAAGACUUCGUAACAACUUGUUAGUAAGUUGUACGAGUAGAUGUGUACGAGUAAAUUGGUAGUCUUGACAGGUGAAUACAGUAGGUGUCCAUGUGCAUGAGGACAUUUCCCCUUGAUAUUUGAGACAAUAGAUGGAGAGUCCGGUCUGUACAUGUGUACGAGGAGGUGAAUGACCCUGACUGUACACAAGAGAGUAGUAUCCUUGCGUUUGGUAAUGAUCUCGGAGGAGUACAUGACAUUUUUAAGAAGUGUAAAAGUAGAUGGGAUAUUAGGGAAAUGAGGAACUUAAUUUGUGUACAUGAUUUAUAUGUGUACAUGUGUACAUGGUACUGAUCUCGGAAUAGAUGUACAUGUGCACAUACGUUUUAGUUAGAUGUACAUGACAUACGAGUAGAUGUGUACGAAUAGAUUGGUAGUCUUUACAGGUGAAUACAGUAGGUGUCCAUGUGCAUGGGGACAUUUCCCCUUGAUAUUUGAGACAGUAGACGGAGAGUACAGUCUGUACACGUAUACGAGGAGUUAAAUGACCCUGACUGUACACGAGAGAGUAGUAUCCUUGCGAGUAGUAUCCUUGCGUUUGGGAAUGAUCUCGGAGGAGUACAUGACAUUUUUUAAGAAGUGUGAAAGUAGAUGGGAUAUUGGGGGAAUGAGGAACUUAAUUUGUGUACAUGAUUUAUAUGUGUACAUGCGUACAUGGGACUGAUCUCCGAAUAGAUGUACAUGUGCACAUACAUGUUAGUUAGAAGGUGGAGAUCUUUUCAUAGGGGUUGUGUGUACGAAGUUUAAUGGUGGUAGUAGAGUGAAAGAGAAUUAAAAUGUGUUGCUUGGAGAUAAUAGAAUUAAAACAAUCAAG
Molecule: messenger RNA, 5165 nt
Organism: Brassica rapa (field mustard)
Lineage: Eukaryota; Viridiplantae; Streptophyta; Magnoliopsida; Brassicales; Brassicaceae
Source: RefSeq, a predicted model, not a curated record